AGACUUCUCUGGUUGCUACUUCGCUCUGAAACAAACCGUGCGGGCUUCGUCACACUGCCCACUGGCGUGCGAUUUGAUUAUGCAGCCAGCUUACCUUGACGAGCCACCUUCUUAUGCUGGGUCCGUUUAUUCUCGCUCAACAGUUGCGUCCCCAGAAUAUUCUCCGUCCCCACGCCUCACCGAACUAGUCAUUCGCUCGAGCUCAGAUGCCAGCUGCAUCUCAUCGCAGGCCUAUGUGUUUCGGUCUAAACACAUCAUUGUGAACCUCGGGCCAAAGGAAUGGGGGACAAGUAUUCCUGUCUAUGGUGGCGGCGGUAUUGUAGCAGGAACAUUCUCGCUGUCUGGCGACCUCAGAAACGUAUCGUCCGUCAUCGUAAAGUUAGAGGGCAGCGUCACUAACACGUAUACGGAACGUGGCCUUGUUGCAGGAACAAGUUCAGUGGACAUUUUGAAACAUAGCACACCUCUUUCAGCACCCAUCGCAGGGGAUUGGACAAAUGAUCAACCAAUCUCGAUUCCCUUCCCCACGUAUGCUGACGGAAGGCAGUCGAGAUUGCCUCCCAGCUCAAUCUUCUAUCAGCCCGGUGUCAGUUGCGUCGUCAAAUAUCGACUCAAGAUAACAGUCAUUCGCAAAGGUUUCAUGCGUCGAAAUGAUAGUAUCAAGAUCCCGCUUUUAUAUUUACCGAGGACCUUCGCAAAUGGCCCACUUAUAGAAAGCAUACCUACAACAAGCUACUCGGAGUACUCAGAGCACGUCAAGGUUGUGCGUCUUGAGGCCUCAAGCAAACACGGUUCUUUCGACAAUGCUCCCGCCAUUGCUCUCAUGCUUCCAUCCACCUUGUCAUUCGCAGCAUAUGAUACUAUUCCGAUGUCAUUGAGUACUGUUUCUCGACACGAUGCCGCUGUAGCAAAGCUAUUGUUGUCAUCUGCAAAGAUUCAGCUCAUUAAACGUACGCGAACUUGGAUCAAUUGUGGGCGUAACGGCAGCAGCCAGGACGGCCUUGUUGGCGUUGCUGAAGUCGUUGGUAUCGAUGAAAAUCGAGAAGGGACAACUGUUUUCUCCUAUGAGCUGCGCAUCAAUCGACCCGCUGUGCAGAAGUCAUGGUCUGUCGAAGGCGUAGCUGAACAACAGUACUACAUCCGCGUGGUUAUCCGUCCCCUUUCGAGUAUCGCCUCCCAUGUACCCAAUUAUAACUGCGAGCAGCCCAUAGAGCUUACGACGGACUCGUACGAAAGCCCAGAGCGCGAACUCUUGGCAAUGGGUGGUUCACCUAGCCCGGCACUUGGAACUCUCGAAGCAGGUCCACCAGUGACUCGUGUGGGAAGUAGUAGCGCGAGAUUAUCGCACAUCACAUAUAGGUGAAUAGAUGUACCGAGAACUACUAAUUAAUUAUUACCUAGCGUCUGGCUCGGUGAAUUGUAGACUGUUAUACCUAUCUGGAUCAAGUUAAAUCAGCACUGACUUGGUUCGCUGGGGUGCAUCGGAUCCGUUUGUAUAUAUAAGUUUUAUGUAUCUAGUUGCUUGUUGUGGACAAUAAUACUUCAAUGUGG
Messenger RNA from Fomitiporia mediterranea MF3/22, 1551 nucleotides. RefSeq lists its product as uncharacterized. NCBI's taxonomy places the organism in Eukaryota, Fungi, Basidiomycota, Agaricomycetes, Hymenochaetales, Hymenochaetaceae. The transcript has 5 exons. The record is from RefSeq and is a predicted model, not a curated record. Bases 80 to 1363 code for a protein of 427 amino acids.